AUGGCUGGCGUCAAGGUAGUCAACCGGGCCGCAUACUUGAACCGCGAAGACCCGGAGAUCAGGAUCCAUUAUGUCGAGUCUUACCCGCCAUCCAACCAGCAAAAGAAAGGCACGAUUCUGCUAAUUCAUGGCUUCCCGGAAACAUCAUAUCAAUUCCGUCAUGUAAUGAAGCCCCUGGCCGAGGCAGGAUACCAUGUCAUCGCGCCGGACAAGACGGGCCACGGAUUCAGCAGCAAACCCAUUGGCAACCUGCAUCAGCAGGAUCCAUUCACGAAGAAACAGCUGGCAGCAGAUCUGCACUACCUUGUGAUGCAUCUCAUCGGAGUCAAAGACAAGAUCCAUCUCGUCGGUCAUGAUAUCGGCGGAAUGGUCGCGCACGCGUAUGUGUGUCAGUUUCCCGAAGACGUAGCCAGCGUCAACUGGGGAGAAUGUCCACUGCCAGGGUCGACCAUCUACGAGAGCCAAAAGCACACACGAGACCUAUGGCACUUUGACUUCCAGAGCCACCACCCAGAUUUGGCUGUUGCGUUGGUCCAAGGGAAGGAGAGGAUCUACCUCAAACACUUCUACGACCGGCUCACGCAGAACCAGGGCGCCUUCACACCCGACGUGGUCGACUUUUACGUCUUGCAAUUCAGUGCCCCCGACGCUUUACGCUGUGCGUUCCUCACUUAUCGGGCCUUCGAGACCGACGCGCAGCAUAACAGAACGUGGAGGGACGAGACGGGAAAGGUGAAGGUUAGGGCCAUGGUGCUUUCGGGUGCGGGUAGCUUGUUUGUCGAUGUCGCAGGAGACAUGGCACGAGAGUUCUACGACAAUGUCACUGUAGGUGUUGUACAGGAGUCGGGUCAUUAUCUGGCGGAGGAGAACCCCGAGGGCUUCGUUCGGGAGGUAUUGAGGUUCAUUGAGGCUGAGGCUUGA
Messenger RNA from Exophiala dermatitidis NIH/UT8656, 921 nucleotides. RefSeq names its product microsomal epoxide hydrolase. Gene Ontology annotation, molecular function: catalytic activity. Lineage: Eukaryota; Fungi; Ascomycota; Eurotiomycetes; Chaetothyriales; Herpotrichiellaceae. The transcript has a single exon. The record is from RefSeq and is a predicted model, not a curated record. The coding region runs from base 1 to 921 and encodes 306 amino acids.